Messenger RNA from Acanthamoeba castellanii str. Neff, 447 nucleotides. RefSeq lists its product as uncharacterized. The record is from RefSeq and is a predicted model, not a curated record. NCBI's taxonomy places the organism in Eukaryota, Discosea, Longamoebia, Acanthamoebidae. The coding region runs from base 1 to 447 and encodes 148 amino acids. The transcript is spliced from 2 exons.
AUGGCGACGAAGAAGAUCAGGAAGAAGCCGUGCUACGAGCUGAUGAACUGGUUCUCGCUGGCCCAGAUAGUCGAGAUGAUCGAGGCCGAGAAGAGGCGCAAGCAAAGGCUCGAGUGGUACCUUCAGGAGGUGAUGCUCGAGAAGGAGACUCUGGUGAACGAACCGGCCAUGCUGCCCUGGCACUCGCGCUGUUUGAUACUUCCCUCCGAGCUAUCGCCCGUAACGGUAACCUCCUUGCUCAAGGCACCUACGUCACUUACCACCGCCGGCGACUGGCGACACGGCUCGUCAGAAGAGGAGCAGCUCAACUUCAACAACAGCGGCGACGACCUGGAUCAGGCCACUCAGCUGGCGAGAGAACAGUGGGACCCGUCUGAGCUCUGGUGGCAAGACGCCUUCCCCGACCCCCUUGCCAACCCAACUGUCACUUAUGGAUGUCCCUUCUGA